AGCACCGUAAUACGCGAAAUUCGUUUUUCUUUGCAAUUUGUUGAAAGAAGCGAGCUAGAAGGUGGUUAGCUUACAAUUUUGUGCAUUUCUUGAUAAGAAAUCCAUGCAAGAUGUCUCUGCAAGCCUCUUCGUCGUUUAGCAUGACCAUUAACCAAAAUUCUUGCAGCAUUUCAAGAACCAACAGCCAAACUUACUUCUUCGGAGGCUUCGACGAUCCGUCGAACGUGGACUUGAGCCCGAUCUUUGAGUGCGAUUUGUUUCCAGAGGGGCCGCCUGUGCAGUCUACUGGUCCUAGCGCUCCUCUUGUGCCUUGCAAUAACUCCACAAGCUUCGCUGUCGUUCAGAGUGAGCCAAAUGGAAUUGCGGCUCUACCCUCCAGGAUAUUUGUUAAUAAUAGAGGAACCUGGACUCAAACUCCCGGAAUAUUAAUCCCCAAACGCGCUGAUUCUGACGAGGAAUACCAUUCAACUGCCAAUGAAGCAUCCGUGGGAUCGGCACCGGAGACAGCCUCAGAUGACAUUGAAAAGGCCGUUGCAGAAGCGGGGGACUUAACUACCGAGCCGAUGGCCUUCCUGCAAGGACUAAAUUCGGGAAACCUCAUGCAGUUCAGCCAGCAAUCUGUACUACGCGAGAUGAUUCUGCAGGAUCUCCAGGCCCAGGUCAGCACUCUUCCAAAAUUGGAAAAACACAACAACGGUGGCUACAACUUCAGCUUCGAGUUGGUGGAGCCACCCAAGUCGGAUUGGACAAUCUCUAAAGCGCUUAAUAAGCUUUAUAUCCGCAUGAACAAGGUUUUUAACGUUGACAUCCAGUUUAAAGCUAGGAUGCCCAUUCAGCCGCUGAAUCUGCGCGUUUUUCUUUGUUUUGUCAAAGAUGUCAGUGGCCCGGUGUUGCGUUGUCAGAACCACCUCAGUGUUGAGCCCCUUACCGAUACCAAUGAGAAAGAGCGCGAAAACUUACUGCGCUGCGGGAAUCCCAAUACCAUCUAUUGUGGUACAGCUCAGGGCAAAGGUAUUUCCGAACGCUAUUCGGUUCUAAUUCCUUUAAAUGUGUCGCGGUCAGGAGGUCGAAACGGAGGGGGACUGGUACGUCAGACCUUGGCAUUUAAUUUUGUUUGUCAAAAUUCAUGUUUCGGGCGAAAGGAGAGCUGCUUGGUCUUUUGUUUAGAGAAUGCAAGUGGUGAUAUUGUUGGACAGGACUUUUUAAAUGUUAAAGUCUGUACGUGCCCAAAACGUGACCACAAACAGGAAGAACGCCAAAAAAAUGUGAUGAAGCGAAAAAUGCAUGCAACCGACACUGAGGAGGAUGACGCUGAGGACCAUCCGUCGAAGUCGCGCCGGCUCACCGAGUCGAUGCACAUUAAGGAGGAGACGGAGAGCAAUGACAGCUUUAAUACCACCCACCGGGGACUGCCCCAUAACUGGGAUGUGUCGGCAACCGAUAAUGGAAAAUACCAGCUGUCCAUUACAGUUCCUAACAAGGAGUGGCUUCUGGACAGCAUAGAAGGCAUGAUCAAGGAGGCGGCCACUCAAGUUCUGCGCAGCCCAAACAAAGACCGUCUGCGCAGCUAUGCCCAAAGUCUUUUAAAACUGAAAAAACGUGCCUAUGAGUUGCCAUGACCUCCAGAAAAGAGUUCAUCAAAUAAAGUUAAGAUCCACGUGAUUUAUUUAAGACACUAAGAGAUAUUGAUAGCAGUUGUCAUAGUUCGUAGAUUAAUGUUCAAGAGCGUUUGUAAACGCUAUUGAUGCAAUUUUUUAUGCGGUGGGGCCAAAUAUGGUACUUAGAAUUUGGAGCAUUUUUUUGAUAUUCCAAUAAGUGACUGUUGGAUUUUUAUUUAAAUCUAAGAAUAAAUUCCUGGAAAUGAGAAG
This is a messenger RNA of Drosophila ananassae, 1868 nucleotides long. RefSeq lists its product as uncharacterized. NCBI's taxonomy places the organism in Eukaryota, Metazoa, Arthropoda, Insecta, Diptera, Drosophilidae. The record is from RefSeq and is a predicted model, not a curated record. Gene Ontology annotation, cellular component: nucleus. The transcript is spliced from 9 exons. Bases 111 to 1619 code for a protein of 502 amino acids. Gene Ontology annotation, molecular function: RNA polymerase II cis-regulatory region sequence-specific DNA binding; DNA-binding transcription factor activity, RNA polymerase II-specific. Gene Ontology annotation, biological process: apoptotic process; regulation of transcription by RNA polymerase II.